Messenger RNA from Panthera uncia (snow leopard), 32429 nucleotides. RefSeq names its product lysine demethylase 2A (gene KDM2A). The transcript has 23 exons. The record is from RefSeq and is a predicted model, not a curated record. Bases 26174 to 29785 code for a protein of 1203 amino acids. Gene Ontology annotation, molecular function: zinc ion binding; histone demethylase activity; DNA binding. Lineage: Eukaryota; Metazoa; Chordata; Mammalia; Carnivora; Felidae. Gene Ontology annotation, biological process: regulation of transcription by RNA polymerase II; protein demethylation.
GUGGGGGGGGGGGGGGGGGGGGGGGCGGACGCGAGGGGGGGCGGGGAGCCGCGUCGGCGUCGUCGGGCGCGGGCGAUUCGAGGCCGACGCAUCCGCGCGUGCGCGCGCCGCGGAGUGUCCGCGUUAGAGGGGAGUGACGCGUGCGCGUUCACGUGCGCCCUGGAGAGCGGUAAGAAACGAAGGGAGGCUUGGAGGGGGGUGGGGGUGGAGGCGAGCCGGAGGAGGGGUGGGGGGGCGGCGCCUGCGCAGUGCGCCGCGGAGCUGUGUGUAUGUGAGAGUCUGACGGGUUCAAAAUGGCGGCGGCUGCUUCAGCGGCUCCUCCUGUGUGAGGGAAACAACACCCCUCCCCGGCGGCAGCGGCGGCGGCGGCGGAGGCUGCGGCUCGCAGAGCACCUUCCCAGCGGCUGGGCCUGUCGCCGCUCCGUCUAUCCUGGGCAGGGGGCGCUCCGGGAGGAGGGGCAACGCCAGGGGGCCCAUCCCCCGGAGUCCCUCCUCUGCGACUGGGGAGUAGCCGGGGGCUCGUCCCGCAGCGCGGAGCCCCGGCUGAGGGGGAGACGCGAGGGGAGCCCGGGCCCCCAGCCCGGCGCGCCGCGCCGCUCCCGCCCUCUCCGCCCCCCGGGGCCGGGGCCCGCGUUCCGGGGGGCCGGGGCGGCGCGGGGAACCUCGGGCCGGCCGGUCUCAGCUGAUCGGCCGCCGCUCCUGGGCUCCGGAGGCGGCCGGGCGGCUGCUUGCCUAGGGCACGGCGAAGAGGGCGCUCCCCGCGGCCGGGGGCUGGCUCGGGGCUCGGGCUCGGGCUCGGGCUGCUGACCGCUGGCCCGGGGGAGGCGGGGGCGCCCCGGGCUCGGCGCCGAGGGGUCGCGCUCCCCUCUCCUGACGCCUCCGACUGCUGGGCUCCGAAGCCUGAAGAGGAGGUUUGAUUCAGCAACUGUUUCCUCUUUUCCGGGUCGCCCUGACCCUCUCUGGAUAGUGGGUUGAUCCACGGAAAAAACCGAAGACGACGUUUGGGAUUUAAUUUUUCCUCUCAGUUUUUGGAAUCUUUUACUUCUCACUUGGACAAGAACUCACGAGCAAAAUCCCCGAGUUGUACACAUCUUGGUUGGGGUGGAGUGUUGGUUUGGGAAUGAAAAGAUCCAGGGAGUCUGGGAAGGAAGGCGACGAUUGUGUGCGGCUUUGCUAGAGGGUGUUGCAAUCUGGUUCCUAAGGAGGAAGAGGAAGGCAGCCCUGGAGUGGUUUCUUUACAGUAAUUUCAACAGAAGAGUGAGAGAUGGAACCCGAAGAAGAAAGGAUUCGUUACAGCCAGAGAUUGGUUCUUGGGGGUUUUCUCUAUCUGUGAGUACUUGGUAAAAACUUAAACCAUAAAGAUAGAAGGCAGCAGAUAGUGACCAAGCGAGUGGUUUUGGCAGAUACAGUGGUGAAGGCCUCCUUCAGGUAGGUAGAGAGGAGGAGGGAAGAGGGUGGCCUUACAGGAGGUAAAGACAGCAUAAGCUUUACUAUGGAGUGGGACACUUAUUAGGCCUAUCCUGAGGAUGCUCAUUAGAUUCGUAGGACUAAAGUAGAUUUGUUUUGGGAGGCACUGUUCAUAAUGUUGGGAACAUACUUUAAACAAUUACGAAGGCCAGGUAUGGACCAUAGAGAGCCAUUGGGAGUUGUGGUUUGUUUUUAAUCAAAUAGCAAUUUGAUCAAAGUGGUGUUUUAGGAGUAAUAUUUUUGCAGUUUCAGGUCUGGGAUGUGUCCAAAAGAAUAUUGAAAUAAGUUAUCUCUUAAGGUGAUAGGUAUCUGAGCUCCAGGGCAGUGGUUCUCCAAGUGUGGUUCCCUCACCAGCAGCAUCAGCAUUAUCUGGGUAUCUGGGAACAUGUUAGAAAUGCAAAUUUGGGGGACCCUGCUCUGUAUUUACUGUAUUAGAAACCCUGGGUUGGGGCCCAGCAAUCUGUGCUUUAACAGGCCAGGUGAUUCUGAUACAUGCAGAAGUUUGAGAACCACUGUUCUGGGGAAUAGUUAAUAGAAAUAGAAAGGGAGGAAAAAUGAAGGACUCAAAAAACUUGGUGACUGAUGGCUAGCAGCAUGUUAUGAUGGAAAAAAGUGCUUGAUUGGGGAUCACAAGUGCUGAGUUUCAGUAUCAUCUUAAUCACCUGCUGUUUUGACAAGAGAACUGACCUGUCAUAGAGGGAAUUGUACUUAGGGAUUUCUGAGGAUUUGGGAGGCGAAUGAAGAAUUAAGGUGGACCCUGGGAUUAAGUCUGGGUUAUUAGAAAGAUCAGGAAGGAGUUUUAAAUUUUUUUUUAUGUUUAUUCAUUUUUGAAAGACAGAGAGAGACAGAGCACAAGCAGGGGUGGGGUGGUAAGAAAGGGGGACACAGAAUCUAAAGCAGGCUCCAGGCUCUGAGCUGUCAGCACCAGGGCCCGACGUGGGGCUUGAACUCAUGAACCGUGAGAUCAUGACCUGAGCCGAAGUCAGACGCUCAACCAAUUGAGCCACCCAGGCGCCCCUUUAAAUUUUUUUUAAUGUGUAUUUAUUUUUGAGACAGAGACAGAGCAUGAGUGGGGGAGGGUCAGAGAGAGAGGGAGACACAGAAUCUGAAGGAGGCUCCAGGCUCUGAGCUGUCAGCACAGAGCCAGACGCGGGGCUCGAACUCACAGACCGUGAGAUCUUGACCUGAGCCGAAGUCGGAAGCUCAACCGACUGAGCCACCCAGGUGCCCCAAAGGAAGGAGUUUUGAAAGGGAGAGGAGAGAAUAUUGGGUAGAUGUUUUAGAAAAUUGGAACAGAUUACUUAAAGCAAGGGUUCUCUCGACUGGGUGUGAGUUUGCCUCUUUGGGAUAUUUGGCAAUAUCAGGAGACAUUUUUUUUUAAUGUUUAUUUAUUUUUGAGAGAGACAGAGUGUGGGCAGGGGAGGGUCAGAGAGAGAGGGGGACACAGAAUCUGAAGCAGGCUCUAGGCUCCGAGGAGGUGUCAGCACAGAGCCUGACAUGGGGCUUGAACUCAUGAACUGUGAGAUCAUGACCUGAGCUGAAGUUGGAUGCUUAACCAACUGAGCCACCCAGGUGCCCCUGGAGACAUUUUUGACUGUCAGAUUAGGGAAGUACUACUGGUAUUCUAGUGAGUAGAGGCCAAGGAUGCUGUUAAAAUAUCCUAAAUGCACAGCUCAACCCCCCACAGAGGAGGGUUAUCUAGUCCAGAAUGUCAACAGUGUGAGAUUGAAAACCCUGAUUUAAAGAGAAAUAUCCAGUAGAUAGGUUCUAUGUUUCCAUCCUGAUUUUCUGCUGUUAAUCUUAAGAGUUUUAAGCCUAACACAGAACAUUUCAAAAGCCUUCUCAAACUGCGUUUCCCUAGGGCUUUGCCCAAAGGGUUUUGGGCAUUGUAUGAAGGGUUUUGUUGUCCAUUGUCAAAAACUAAAUGGUUAUGGAAAAUCCUCAACCCAGGUGCCAAUUUAAUACUCCUUUUAAUUUAUCUUGAAAUCAGCUUAUUUGGAUAACCAAAGUAAGUAAGUCUGCACUGUCUUGAGAUCAAUAAUUAAGUUACAACAAGAAAUUUCCUUUUGAUAUACUCUUUGAAGGAUAGAAAAAUGAGAUAAAAGCUGUGGUACUGAUGUGAGCAAAUAUUGAAAUAUAAUGAAUUGCCCUGUAGCUCAAUACCCUAUGACCAUUCUUAAGAAACAACUUCAUGAGCUGGUUGUGGCCCUCAGUGUGAAUUCAGGGUAGCCCCAACCUUAAUCCAUCUCUUGAUGUCCAUGGAUCAUGGAAGCUAGGAACUCUUUCUUGUCAGGGCAGUAAUCUGGCCAACACACUCUUGUUUCUGACAGUGACUUCAAGAGAAUGUAGAUUCAUAAAUACAGUGAUCACUGUAUAGUACUUUCAUAGUUUCCAAAGUACUUCUCUGUUUCUUGUGUCUUUUGAUCAUUCAUCAUAAUCCAGGGGGAGGGGGUUGCCAGAACUUGAGGAUGGUGCUACCAUGUUGCACAAUUCCCGAAGGUGCCAUUCAGAUAUCUGAAUCUAUCUGAAAGGUGCCCUUGGAGUUGUGUGGUGAACAAAAAAAAAAUGGUGAGCCUUUUUGAGUGGAUAAGAUAAAGGAAAAGUCACCCUGUGUAUUUAAAACAAGGUAGGAAAAAGUCCGAUCUGAUGGAUAAUAGUACACAUUAAUUGAGUGCAUACUUUGUGCUUGGUGCUGCACUUUACACAUAUAACUGACUUAAUUGUCAGCAACCCUUUGAGAUAGGUUCUGUGAUUCCCAUUUUCUGGUUUGGAAACUGAGGCAAGUACAAUUAAGUAACUUGUCUGAGGUUAGGUUAUCCAGCCAACAAGAGUAAGAGUCAGGAUCCAAAGUGGGCAGUCUGGCUACCAAGCCUUCUAAACCGUACUGCCUCUUUUUCUACUUUGUUGAAGGACAGUUUGUAUAUGUUUUGUUGCUGAACUUUGGGUGUUCCCCAGGUAAUCUUUUCUCAUUCAAGAGAUUCAUUCGCAUAAAUGUUUGUUCAGUGCUUUCACUGUGCCAGCUACUUGGGCCUGACUUUUUAGAACUUCCAAAUACUGUGCUUUCAAAUAGUGCUGAUUGCUUUGAAGAAAUUAAGAAGUUGAUGAAAUACAGUUGAGCCCGGGACAACAUGGGGGCUAGGGGCAGUGACCCUCUGCACAGUUGAAAAUCCAUGUGUAACUUGUGACUCCCCAAACACUUAAGUCGUAAUAGCCUAUUUUGACUGGAAGCCUUCCUGCAACAUAAAGAGUCAAUUAACAUAAGUUUUGUAUGUUAUAUAUAUGUUGUAUUCUCUUUUUAAAUGUUUAUUUUGAGAGACAGUGUGCACACGCAUGCAUGUGAAUAUGAGCAGGAGUGGGGGCAGAGAGAGAGAAUCCCAAGCAGACUCCAUGCUAUCAGUGCAGACCCUGAUGCAGGGCUUGAUCCCACGAACUGUGAGCUCAUGACCUAAGCUGAAAUUAAGACGCUCAACCAACUGAACCAACCACCCAGGCACCCCUGUUGUAUUCUUAUGAUAAAGUAAGUUAGAGAAAAUGUAAAGAAAAUCAUAAGGAAGAGAAAAUACAUCUACAAUACUGUGCUGUGUUGAUCAGAAAAAAUCUGCAUGUAGGUGAACCCAUGCAGUUCAAACCCAUGUCGUUCAAGGGUCAUCUGUACUUAUUAGGGUAAGGAUUGCUCCUUGAGAUUAGAUGAUCACUAAAGGCUCCCUGAGAAGAUGGCAUUUUGUGACUGAGACCUGAAGGAUGUGUGGAGUCAUUCUUGUGAAGUUCAAGGGCUUAGGGGACCAAAUCUGUGUCAAAAGAGCUCUGGGUAGAGGGACCAGCUAAUGUAAAAUCCUGUGGUAUGAAUGAGAAAAUAUUAUAACUUUGUGUCAGACACCAAACAAAGACACUGGGAUACAGUGAUGAGCAAGACAGGCAUGGUCCUUUUGUCAUGAAGCUUACAGUCCGGUGGGGAAGUCAGUAAUUAAAUAUUUCUGCUAGUAAUGUCAAUUAUAGUUACGCAAAGGACUACAAAGGUAAAUAUAGGAUGCAGUGAGAAUAUAUUAUAAGGUGACCUAAUCUAAACUUCAGGAGUGGGAGGAGGCAUAGAGAACACUUUUCCCGAGAAAGCCUUUAAAACUGAGACCUGGGGGCUCCUGGAUGGCUCAGUUGGGCGUAAGCGCCCAACUUCAGUUCAGGUCAUGAUCUCGCGGUUCAAGGGUUCGAGCCCUGUGUUGGGCUCUCCACUGUCAGCAUGGAACCGGCUUUGGAUCCUUGGUCUCCCUCUUUCUCUGCCCCUACCUCCCCCCACUGCCCAAAAGUAAGUAAACUUAAAAAAAAAAAAAGUAAAACUGAGACCAGAAGGGUAAGAGGUAACCAGUCAAAAAGGAAGCCAUUAGCAUAUGCAGAAACCCUGAGAUUGGAAGGAAUCUGAUGUGUUUGAAGAACCUACCAACCAAGCAAGACCAAAAAGGCUAGUGUAACUGCAAAGAAGUAGAUGGAGGAGAGAGUUAAAAUCUUGACAAGAUAGUCAGGGGUCAGGUCAAGUAGGGCUUUAUCUUGAAGAUGGUGGGAAGGCAGAAGUUUAUCAGAGGACUAAUAUGGGUGGACUGAUAAACAGCUGCAGGAUAGGGAAGGGAUCAGGGAGGGAGGGAGAAUGGAUUUGAUGACGCCAAGUAGGAGGCUACUACAGUGGUUGAGGUAAGACGGCAAUAUAGUUGCGAAUGUGGGCAGUGGAAUUCGGGAGGUUAUGGAAUAUUUAGAAAAUAGAAUCAUAGGACUUUGGUUCCUUGGAUACAUGGGAGGGUGAGUUUAAGGGGGUACAUGUAAACAUGCCUCUCAAGGUUUUCUCAUGUGAAUGGCUUGUAGUGUAGUCCUUUUAUCAAGAUAGGGCACACUGAAAGAAGGGCAGGGCUGGAGAUAGAAGGGAAGAACGUAAGCUCAGUUUUGAGUAAGUUUGGAUAGAUUGAAUGUGAGAUACCUAUGAGACAUCUGGUAGAACUGUUGAGUAGGUAACUGGUUCUGGGCCACAGGAAGGGUUUGUUGUGUCUCGUUGGCAUAGGUAUGGUCAAUGAAGUUGGGUAGACGUGGAGUAAGCUUACAAAGGUAUUGCGGGGGGUAGGGGUGUGCAGAAAAGUAUGAGGAAAAUCAAAAGAGACUGUUAUCUUGGAAGACAGGAAACUGUGGUACUGUUUAUCAAGCACCGUGUUAAGCAUUUGUGUAUUUUUACUCACUUAAUGCUCAUAACUAUGAAGAAGGUGCUUUUAUUUCAAUUUUAUAGAUCGGGAAAAUGACAGAAGAAGGGGCUACAUAAACAACAUUUCAUACUGAGAAUGUAAAAAAAGAGGAGGGCAGUGGUCAGGUGAGGUGGAUGCUACCCAGAGGCUGAGAUUUUCAUUGGAUUUGGCAACAUAGAGGUUAAUGGUGACUAAACAGGGGUUUCAGUGGCAUUUGGGAGAACACAUCAGAUAAAUGUUACAUUAAACAUCAUGAAAGAAGAGACAUUCAGAGACAUUGGCUGUGAAGAGAGAAGGGGAGCAGGUUGUAGCUACAAGUUAAAGUGUAGGAUCCAGAGAAGGCUCUCUUAGGUUUUUGUGUGUUAUAUUUUAAGAUGGAAGAGACCACUGCUUUUUUUUUUUUUAAUGGUGUUAUCAACUAUUACUCCUUUGUCUGUUAUCCCUCAUGUUUAAUCAGUAGCUAAGACCCGAUGAAUUACUAGUAUUCAUUGUUAGAUAGUUCCCACUGCCAUUUAAAUUAAAAAAAAAUUUUUUUUUAAUUUGUUUUAAUGUUUAUUUAUUUUUGAGACAAUGUGAGAGACAGAGUGCAAGCAGCAGAGGGACAGACAGAGGGAGACACAGAAUCUGAAGCAGGCUCCAGGCUCCGAGCCAUGAGCACAGAGCCCAACGCGGGGCCUGAACUCACGAACCAUGAGAUCAUGACCUGAGCCGAAGUCAGACGCUUAACCGACUGAGCCACUCAGGAACCCCUAAAUUAAAAAAUUUUUAAUUUUAUUUACUAUUUAUUUUUGAAGUAGAUUUCACGCCCAAUGUAGAGCUUGAAUUCAUGACUCUAAGGUUAAGAGUCAGAUGCUCUACUGACUGAGCCAGCCAGCCAGCCAGGUGUCCCUCCGUCAUUUCUUAAUGUUUAUGCUCCAAGGUUCUGAUCGUGUUGUUCCUAUUCUCUGUAGCUUUCCCAUUCUGUAGUCACUGGUGGUAUGGGAGGGACACUAGGCUUUGGUUCAUGUGACCUGGCUUUGAAUUUCAGCUUAUUAAACUUACCUUUUUUUAACUUCAUUUCUUUAUUAUUAUUUUUAUUUUUUAUUAAGUAAACUCUACCCCCCAUGUGAGGCUUGAACUCAAUGAUCCUAUGAUCAAGAGUUGUAUGCUCUACGACUGAGCCAGCCAAGCACCCCUGGGAACUUUAAUUUUUCAUGUGUGGAAUUAGUGAAAAUAAAACUUACUUUUUGGAAAUUGUUUAUAAGUGCUUGGUUAACUUAAGCGUUUGCCAUUGCAGGCACAAACUCCUUAGCCUGAUAUUCAGGCCCUAAUUGAUUACUAUAGUCUUAUUAGCUACUCUUAACUUAUAUAUGUUCCAGCCAAACCAAGCUACCUUCUUGUUUUUUUCCACACACUUGUGCUAUUUUGUCUCCCUGUCUCUACCCUAGUUCUCAUUUUUUUUUUUUUAAAGGUAAAGUUUAUCCUUUUUCUCUUUCUUUCUGUCUGUCUUUCUUUCUUUCUAGAAUCCUAAGCAGGCUCCAUGCUCAGCAUGGAACCCAAUGCAGGACUCAGUCUCGACCCUGAAAUCACGCCUGAGUUGAAAUCAGGAGUCAGAUACUUAACCGAUGGAGCCACCCAGGUGCCCCUUUAGUUCUCAUCUUCUAAAGCUCAUUUGUGAUACUGCUUCCUUAGUCCUGUGUGUAGAAGGAAACCUCUUUCUCGAAUCCUCAUAAUUUUUUCCGUAUCUCUCAUGAUGUCUAACUGCGUACAAGAUAGAAAUUUUUUUAUGUUUACUUACUUUUGAGAGAGAGACAGAGACAGCACAAGUUGGAGAGGGGCAGAGAGAGAGGGAGACAUAGAAUCUGAAGCAGGCUCUAGGUUCUGAGCUGUCAGCACAGAGCCCAACACGGGGCUCGAACCCACAAACUGUGAGAUGAUGACCUGAGCUGGAGUUGGUAGCUCAACCAACUGAGCCACCCAGGCGCCCCCAAGGUAGAAAAUUUAAUUAUGUCUAUAUUGUAUGCUCCAUGAGGACAGGGCAUGGUUUCCCUGGCAUAUACAUAGCAUAGUACUGUUUACAUCAUUAAGACUCAUAUUGCUGGUUGGUUAACUUUUUAUGAAGACAAAGCAUAAUGUAAUAAAAUUAAUCUAUUCCAUUCUGUGGUUGAGUGCUCACAGUUAUGAGGAGGGUGAUGUUUAGAACAGAAUCAAAGAGAAGGGAGACAAGGAACAAGAAUUUGCCAUGUCUGAUUGCUUCACUUGUUAUGGUCACUGGAUAGAGAAAGAAGGAACACACUACUCCUUUCUUAAGACCAUCUGGUUACCCUUGCUCUUAUACUGUGUUCACCAGGCUAUUUUCAUAAUUAGUAAAGUUCCCCUGUUUGUUGAUAUUGGGAAAUGGGUUUCCUAGAUAAUGGGCAUGAGUAUUCAUAGCCAUUGCCAGGCAGUGUGAAGAAGCUAAUUGACAGUCUUUUUGUCUUGUAGAGUUGAGUAGCAGCCUACCAGUAUCCCUCCUUUGAACUUUGAAAGGAGACACAGUGUUCACUUAACAGUAAUAGUGUCUACAAACAUUCUUAUGCACAAAGGUUUGAACAUGUUGUAUAGAAUGCCAAGGUACCAUCCUUCAGACCCUUUUUGUAGGGAAGCAUUUCUUUGACUAGAUCUUCCUGUUAUACAUUCUCAUAAAAUAUCUCUUAUGCAUAACACUUAUCAAAAUUGCAUCUUUAUGUUUACUUGAAUUAUUGUUUGUUUCCCUUUCAGAUUGCAAGCCUCAUUAAAGGCUACUACCAUGCCUUUUCUCACUGUUUUAUCCCCAUACUUAGUACAGUGUUUGGUCCACAGUAGGUGCUUGAUAGAUUUUUUUUUUUUUUUCUGUGAAUGUGCAUCUCUAAAAUGCUCUCCCUCCCACCCCAUUCUGUCCUCCUGGUACGCUCCUAAUUACCCUCCAAAGGCCCCAGAUAGUCUUCUCUUGAGUUCUCCUCAGUUACAUUCCUGAGGCACAUUACAUGCAUUUCUGUUGUGGGACCAGUCACUUUGGGUUGUAAUUAUUUGACAGUUGAGUCUCUUUUCAUCCAGCUAGAGUAGACUUCUUUAAGGCAAGGAUCAUGUCUUAUAUAAGUGUUCAGAAAAAUGUCUGUUGAAUUGGACAAAAUUGCACUUCCUAAAGAUACAUGAAAUAUUUAUAACAUAAUAGCUGAACCCUAACAAUGGAAAGAACCUUAGAUUGGUAAUCAGGAAGACUGUGGUAGUUAUUCAGGCUUUAUGUUAUUCAUCUGCGAGGUCUUUCUCAGUUCUAAUUGUUUAAACUAGUUGUUUUCAAAGUGCUCCUGACCACAUCAUCUGGGAGCUUGUUAGAAAUACAUUCUCAGGUCCUACCCCAAACUUACUGAAUCAGACACUCUGGGGUCAAUAAGCCCACCAGGUGAUUCUGGGAGAUAAUAAAGUUUGAGAACCAGUGGAAUUAUUUUAGUUUGUUUUCUGCGUGUUUAAAAAAAAAAAUUAUAGUUAGUUACUGUAAUUUAAGCUUCAUAGCUUAAAGUUAUUUAAAAGAAAUUUUUUUAAUGCUCACUUAUUUUUGAGAAAGCGACAGAACACGAAUGGGGGAGGGGCAAAGGGAGAAGGAGACACAGAAUCUGAAGCAGGCUCCAGGCUCUGAGCUGUCAGCACAGAGCCGGAUGCAGGGCUUAAGCCCACAAACUCUGAGGUCAUGACCUGACCCGAAGUCAGACGCUCAACCAACUGAGCCACCCAGGUGCCCCUUAAAGUUAUUUUUUUAAAAAUAAGUUUAAAAAAAAGUUUUAACUUUUCUCAGGGUGCCUGGGUGGCUCAGUCGGUUGAGCAUCCAACUUUGGCUCAGGUCAUGAUCUCAUAGCUGAUGAGUUCGAGCCCCGCAUCAGGCUCUGUGCUGACAACUCGGAGCCUGGAGCCUGCUUCGGAUUCUGUCUCUGCCUCUCAAUGCACCUUCCCUGCUCAUGAUCUCUCUCUCUCUCUUUCUCUUUCUCUCUCAAAAAUAAACAUUAAAAAUUUUUUAAAGAAAAAAAGCAAAAACACUUUUCUUCAUAUGUUGAAUUUUGGACAUUUUUCUAAGCUACUGAUCAUAGCUGUAUAGCCAGAGUGUCUUUGAAUGAGAAGCAGUCAGUUCAGAAGUAUUUGAAGACUGCUGCUUAAUGCUGCUAGCAAAAGCGAAAUGUGUGUGUGUGUGUGUGUAUUUAUAUCUUUAUAUAUGCACCUAGCACACACGCAUGGCUUUCUGUCAGUGGAAACUUCUCCAUGAUUGGUUAAAGGAAGGAAAGAUAAAGUACAGGCCUUAAUUGGGCAGACUUGAAUGAAUGGUAUAGCAGAAUAAGACAUAUCAAAAAGUAGAGGUUGCUUUUUUGCAUAGCAGGUGUACAUGCUCAUUCACUUUCUAUACCAAGGAGCUUAUUUUAUUUAUUUUAAUUCUAGUAUAGUUAACAGUGUUAAAUUAGUUUCAGGUGUACAAUAUAGUGAUUACCAAGGUGCUUUCUUAGCAAUAAAUGUCUCCCUCAGUGUUACCUGCGACAGGUUGUUGUGGACUGAAAAGUGCUUAUUGUUGGUAUUCAUUGACUUCCUGUAGAGGGAGUUGCACACUUUACUGAUAGAAACCAUGUAAUAGUAUAUCUCAGAUGUAAAUUUUGUGCUUGGCAUCAUGCUAAGUGCUUCAUAUGUGGCCCACUUCCACCAUUGUUUUGGCUGAAUACCUUGAGUUUAAAUUUAUUCUCUGUUAAAUAAAGGGAAUUUUUUAGAAAUGGAAUUCCUAAAAAGAACUCCUUUUAAGAUACUGUGUUGCUGUCUGGUUGCAUGCUUUCAGGAUUUAGUAAACAGUAUCGUCCCGUUUUCUUUUUGUACCUUUAGUUAUAAAACAUCUCAGACUUUCUAAAUUGAAGAAGCCUAUUUAGUCUUUCCUUACAUGGAAGUUGCUUUUUUUUCUUUAAUUAUUAUAAUUGCCUUUCUCCACAUCUUUUCCUACCUGUUAACUAUUUUUUAGUGUGGUUAUUAAAACUACAGGAAUUAUAGGUUCAGAAGUUUUGUUCUUUUUGGCUUUGUGCUCAUUUAUUUAACAAACAUUGUCAGGCAUACUGUUGGUGCUUAAUGAAUGUACUGCGUAUAUAGAAAUGAAUAUCUUGUAACCUCUCCUCAUAGUCUGAUAAGAGCCAUAUAAACAAAUAAUUAUGCUAUACUGUGAUAAAUGAAAUUUAGGAAGUACAAAGUAUAGAGGCAAGAGAAAGGAGAGAAUGAGAAGGAAACUACUAAGUUGGGUAUUGGAACAUUAAGUAUGGUCCAAGCAUGUCAGAGGGCAAGGAAGGAAAUUCCAAGUAGAGGAAGCAGCAUGUCCAGAGGCAAAUGCGUAUGAGACAGCGUUACAAGCUCAAAACAGCAUUGCCAGUAGUUUAGAGUUACUGGAACAUAAGGAUGGGAGGGAAUCUGAGAUGCAAAAAGUUAAUCCUGUAAUGUUGUAUGUACUUUAUUCAAUUGUAAAUGGGAAGAUGUUAGAGGAACUGUAAAUGUGGAAGAGGCCUGAUGAUGCUUUUGUUUUAGAGAGAUUGCCCUUGGAGGGUGUUGUGGAGGAUAGGCUGGUAGUGGAAAAAUUGCAGAGGCAAGGGAAUGAAAUAAGAAUCUACUAUUAUAGUUAACUUUUAUUGUUUUUUUAAGUUUAUUUAUUUAUUUUAAGAGAGAUAGCACAAACAGAUGAGGCGUAGAGAGAAGGAGAGACAGAAUCCCAAGCCAGCUCUGUGCCAUAAGCACAGAGCCCAAUGCAGGGCUCGAACUCACGAGGUAUCAAAAGUUUGACGCUUAACCAACUGAACCACCCAGGCGCCUUAAGAAUCUAUUAUAAUAGUUUAGAAAGAAAUGAUAACUAGAGGUUUGGUAUCAAGAAUGGAGGUAGAGGCUAGACUGAGUCAAGGUAUUUUGACACAGAGUUGAUGGGACUUGGUGAUCUCAUUCGAUGUUCUCGGAGAGGAGGGUGACUUCUGGGUUCUUGGCUUUAGUUGUUGGUCGAUGGGUGGUGCCAUUGACUGGGAGAGAAUACCAUGGUUUUAUACAGAGGGAAAAAUAUAAUUUUGAUUUAUUUAUAUUAAUCUUUACAUCUGUGGUAGUAUUUAAUUUACCAGUUUUGGAGAGUACUUUAUGAACAAACCUACCAGAGAUUCUUGGCUAAUGUAAUAAGGUAUCAGCAUAGAUUUGGGUGACUUUUUAUUGGAUAAAACUAGUUCAGAUUAAUUAUUAUAUGUAUUAUUCUCUAGGCCUUCUCCCUUAUACUUGCCCAAGUGAAAGGCUAAUUAUACAACAUUCAUUCACUUGGCUUGUGAGCUCUUUCUCAAUUUAUCUCCCUCUGUUUGUAUUGUUACCCCAUGUUGUCUUCUAUGUCAUUUAUGAAAAUACUAGGAACUGUCCCUAGCAUUAUGUUAUGGGGGACACAUUUGGAGAUACCUAUUUUCUUCUUUACUUUAUUUUUUUUAUUCAUUUUUUUUUUUUUUUACCAGUUCUUCAUAUGUGGUACAGAAUUAUUCUAGAUUCUAUAUUUUAAAAAUUCUGAGGGUGCCUGAUUCAGUUGGUAGAGCAUGUGACUUUUGAUCUCUGGAUUGUGAGUUUGAGCUCCACAUUGGGUGUAGAGUUUAAUUAAAAAAAAAAAAAAAAGGGCAUUGUAAAAAUUCCGUACAAAGCCUUACUAAAUGUUUUUAUAAUUCUAAAUAAAUAAAUUAUACUUCUUUUCUCCUUUUAUGGAAUCCAUGUGGCCAUUAUAAUAGCCCAUUCAGGAAAGCCUCUCUUGAUACUUGUGCCAUCUUUUUUUUUCUUUAAGUGUAUUUAUUUUGAGAGAGAGAACCAGUGAGGGAGGACCAGAGGGAGGGUGGGACAGAAGAUCUGAAAUAGGCUCUAUGCUGACAACAGAGAGCCCGAUGCCAGGUUCCAACUCACAAACUGCAGGAUGAUGACCUGAGCCGAAGUCAAGGCACUCAACCGACUAUGCCACCCAGGUGCCCCAUACUUGUGCCAACUUUGUACCAGCUGUGAGCCAAAGAACUCCACUGGGUAAAAGUAGAAUAGGAAUUUCUAAGCCAUGGUCACGUGUGUGUGAUGGUUUUAGGUGUGGGGAGAUAGCACAUCUCUAUGCCUCUCAGCCUUCCCCGCUGUAAGAACAGCCUUCUCUCAUUUUUCAUAGGUUGAGAGUUUUCUAAUUACCUAGCUAUAUUUCCUUAAUUUGAUGAAAGACUUAGUUUUAAGACCCAUCUGAAAACAACUAUUGGCUAAAAUUUCUCAAUCUUGUUCUAUUAUAAUCAUUUGAAUGAUUAUGUGUACCUGCCUAUAUUAAUAAAAUUCAUUGGCUUCUGCUAAAGCUCUAAUGGGAGUAGAAUGGCAAGCUGACACAUGUCUGUUUGAAUCAAAAUAUGUCUGUUCAUUUCACAAGCAUCUGAUAGGUUCAUUGCCACGGGAUUUUAAACCAGAAACACUGGCUUAGCUGUGAAAUAGUCUCUAUUCAGUUUCCGAAAAGAAGAAGUUCCUUUGGGUGUAUAAUGCUUUUUUAUAUGCUAUUAAAUUCUAAAAAUAGUUUAUUGGCUAGUUGUACUCUAGAAUUGUAAUUAAAUAUAGGGAUAAUACAAAGGACUUGAGAAAAGUUCAAAUAGGAUUUUCCCAUGGGUAAAAUUUUGUUUACCUUUUUCCAUACUGAUCAGUCUUUUGAAUAUAAUAGUGAUGACUUCUUUAUUAGUGUUCUUGCUUUCUUCCCUCUACUUUGAUAGAAUCAAUAUUUUUAAGAGGAUUUCCCCCCGCCCAGUGAUAAAAGUUACAAAUGCUGGUGGUGAAAAAUACAAGAAGGUCACUCAUAAUCCCUGACUUAACCAGCAUCACCAUUUUAGCAUAUCUUCCAAUUUUUUCCCAUGCAUAAAAGUAUUUUUAUGUAGCUGAGAUUAUGCUUGAUACAAUUUUAUAUAUCUUGCUUUCAAAAUUUAUUAUGAUCAUUUCCAUGUCACUAAACUUUUGUGAAAGUUACGCUGUGACCUUCUAUAGUUCAUUUGCUCAUUUUUCUGUUAUUGGGCACUAGGUUAUAUUUGCUUUUGGGGGCAUUAAAGAUAACACAGUGAACUUAAUUAUAUAUUUGUUUUUCUGUGUUUCUAGUAUAUUCUUAUCAUUCCUAGAAGUGAAGUAGUUAAGGUUAUGAACAUUAAAAACUUAUGGAAAAAUUUAAACAUGCAUGGAGUAAAGAAUAGUGUAAUAAAUAAUAAAUUCCUGUAUAUUUAUCACCAACUGCAAAAAUCAUUGACAUGAGGAACUCUUCUUUCACCCCAGUCCUCCCCUCCCUCUCAAUUAUUUUGAACUAAAUCCCAAAUAGGUUCGUUUACUUCAUCUUUAUAUAUUUAAGUUCUACGUAUCUAAGUGUUGUUUUUUUUUUUUUUUUAAGUUUAUUACCUUGAGAGAGAGGGCCUGUGUGUGCAAGUGGGGGAGGGGCAAAAAGAGGGAGAGAGAACUGUGAGAUCUCAUGAACCGUGAGAUCAUGCCCUGAGCCGAAAUUUCACAGUUGGACACUUAACCGACUCAGCCACCCAGGUGCCCCUAUAUCUAAGUUUUUAGUAAGUAAAUAGUAAAAGUAAAAUUUACUGUUUGUGAAGUAUAAUGCAUAUACAGAAAAGAGCAUAAAAUGUAAAUUUAUUAUAGUUCAGUGAAUGAUCACAAAAUGAAUACCCUGGUAACUACCACUUGGUCGAGAUUUGGAAUUACCACCACCUCAGAAGCUUUCUCAUGCUCCUCCCAGUCACUGGUUUGUUUUUCUUCACUAGUGGAGACUGCUGGCUCUAUAAUUUAGUUUUACUUCAUUUUGAGCUUUUAAGAAAUGGAAUAAUACAGUGUGUAUUCUUUUGUGUCUGGCUUGUUUUGCCCAAGAUUGUGAGAUUCAUCCAUGUUUCUCUGUAAUACACAAAGACUUCAAAAGCAUAGCCACAUUGCCAGUAUCUUAGUAAAACAAUGAACAGUUUUUUUCUUUCUUCCUUUUCUUUCUCUUUCUUUCUUUCUUUCUUUCUUUCUUUCUUUCUUUCUUUCUUUCUUUCUUUCAGAUUUUAGUUUUAAGUAAUUUAUACAUCCAUUGUGGGGCUUGAACUCACCACUCCAAGACCAAGAGCUGUAUGCUCUACCUACUGAGCCAGGUAGAUGCCUCUGAAAAAUUUCUUUUAACGUUUUUUUUUUUGUUGUUGUUUUGUUUUUUAUUUUAUUUUUGAGACAGGGAGAGACAAAGCAUGAACGGGGGAGGGUCAGAGAGAGGGAGACACAGAAUCUGAAACAGGCUCCAGGCUCUGAGCUGUCAGCACAGCCUGACGCGGGGCUCGAACUCACGGACCGCGAGAUCAUGACCUGAGCCGAAGUCGGCCGCCCAACCGACUGAGCCACCCAGGCGCCCCUGAAAAAUUUCUUAAUAUCUUUAUUGUUCAAAUUUCCCUAAUCAUCUGACUUUUUUUAAUGGUUGGCUGUCUCAUUUUUCUUUCUUUCUUUUUUUUAAAAUUUUUUUAACAUUUAUUUAUUUUUGAGACACAGAAAGAGACAGAGCAUGAGCAGGGGAGGGACAGAGAGAGACAGGGAGACACAGAAUCUGAAACAGGUUCCAUGCUCUGAGCUGUCAGCACAGAGCCCGAAGCAGGGCUUGAACCCACAAACUGUUGAGAUCGUGACCUAAGUUGAAGUCAGAUGCUCAACCAACUGAGCCACCCAGGCGCCCUAUCUCAUUUUUCAAACAAGGCUAUCCACAUGUUUUGUAUGGUUGCUCUGUGUCUGAAGUCUCUCAAUCUGUUGGUCACUUCUCCCCUUUUUUCUUUUUCUUUUCUUGUGGAAAUAUUUGGUCACUUGUCUUCUAGAAUUUCCCACCUUCUGGAUUUUGCUGAUAGGUUAUCUGUGGCGUCAUUUAAAAUGUUUUAAAUUUAUUUUUAUGUUUUUUAAUGUUUAUUUUGAAAGAGGGAGAGAGUGAGCUUGCGCACAUGAGCAGGGGAGGGGUAGAGAGAGAGAGGGAAAGAGAGAAUCCCAAUCAGGCCCCACACUCAGUGUGGAGCCCAGUGUGGGGCUUGAUGUCAGGACUGUGAGAUCACGACCUGAGCCAAUAGGCUCUUAACCGAAUGAGCCACUGAGGCGCCCCUUGAUGGACAUUUACAUUGUUUUCCAUUUGGGGCUAUUGUGAAUAAGGUUGUGGUAAAUAUUUUUAUAUAGGUUGAUGCAGACUUGUUUUUACAUACAAAGGAGAAAUUGCUAGGCCGUGUGAUAAAUAUAUGUGUAACUUUAGAGAUUGCUAAGCUCUUGAAAUGCUAUUCCAUUUUAUACCUCCCCCCACACAAUGAUAUUUGAGAUUCCAUUUUAUACCUCCUGCCCAAAAUGAUGUAUGGGAUUCCAUUUUAUACCUCCCCUCCCCCCCCCCACAAUGAUACAUGAGAUCUGCUGUUGCUCCAUAUUCCUGCCAGCGUUUUGUUUUUGAUAUUGGCCAUUCUAAUGAGUACAAAGUAAUAUCUUACUACUUUAAUUCGUAUUUCUCUGAUGACUAAUGAUGUUGAAUGUUUUUCCAUGUGCUUAUUGGCCAUUUGUGUAUCUUCUUUGAUAAAAUGUCUGUUCAGAUCUUUUGCCCCCCACCCCCUUUUUAUUGGUUCGUCUUUUCAUUUUUGAUUUGUAGGUUCUUUAUAUAUUUGGAUACAAAUUCUUUGUUAGACGUAUGUGCUACAAAUACCUUUUCCAGUCUGUGACUUGUCAUUUUAUUAUUAUUAUUUUUAAGGUUAUUUAUUUAUUUUGAGAGAAAGGAAGAGACAGUGCAGGGGAGGGGCAUAAAGAGGGAGAAAGAGAGAAUCCCAAGCAGGCUCUGCACUGUCAGCACAGAGCCCAAAGCAAGGCUCCAACCCAUGAACUGUGAGAUCAUGACCUGAGCCGAAGUCAGAUACUUAACCAACUGAGCCACCCAGGUGCCCCAGAUUGUAACAUAUUUUAAAGUGAGGGUUAUAAAAUUUUAUUUUUCAUUCCCCAUAUACCUAGGAAGAGUUAAAAAUUAUUGAGUUUGUCUUUGAAUAGCAGACAUUGAUUCACAUCUUUCAUUUGUGGAAAAUAAUAGAUAGGUUUUUAAAAAGUAACUUGAAGAAUUUACAACUGUUCUGUGGUUAGAUUAAAAAACACUUUUUUUUUUUUUAAACUUACUUUUAAGAGAGAGAGGUGGAGGGGGGAGGAGCAGAGGAUCCAAAGUGGGCUCUGCACUAACAGUAGAGAGCCUAAUGUAGGUCUUAACUCAUGAAAUGUGAGAUCAUAGCCUGAGCUGAAGUCGGAUGCUUAACCAACUGAGCCACCCAGGUGCCCCUUGUUUUUAUAAUGUUUAUUUAUUUAUUUUGAGAGAGAGAGAGUGCACACGUGAGUCGAGGAGCAGAGAAGGAGGGAGACAGAGAAUCCCAAGCAGGCUCUGGCAUGUCAGUGCAGAACCUGAUGCAGGGGUCAAUCUCAGAUCUCACGGUUCAUGAGAUUGUGACCUGAGCCAAAAUCAAGAGUUGGACGUUCAACCAGCUGAGCCACCCAGAUGCCUCAUGAAGUGAUAUUUUAAUUUUUUGUUAAAAUAUUUAAAAACUGGGGCGCCUGGGUGGCUCAGUCGGUUGAGCAUCCGACUUCAGCUCAGGUCAUGAUUUCACCAGUUGUGAGUUCGAGCCCUGCAUCGGGCUCUGUGCUGGCAGCUCAGAGCCUGGAGCCUGCUUCAGAUUCAGAUUCUGUGUCUCUCUCUCUGCCCCUCCCCUGCUCGUGCUCUCUCUGUCUCUCAAUAAUAAAUGCUAAAAAAUUUUAAAAAAUAUAUUUAAAAACUAUUUCAUUAUUGGUUAUAAAUAUAUGAGGAAAUGAAAAACUAGCAAAACUAAUAUUUAUUUGGUACACUAAUUUAAAGCAUUAGAAACAUUGAAUGUUAAAGUGUUUUAUUUUGGGGGGCACCUCGCUGGCUUAGGAGCGUGUACCUCUUGAUCUUGCAGUUGUGAGUAUGGGCCCCAUUUUGGAUGUAGAGAUUACUUAAAAAAUAAAAUAUUAAAAGAAAUUUUUUUAAUGUUUGUUUUUGAGAGAGAGAGAGAGAGAGACAGCACGAGUGGGGGAGGGGCAGAGAGAGAGGGACGCACAGAAUCCGAAGCAAGCUCCAGGCUCUGAGCUGACAGCACAGAGCCUGAUGUGGGGCUUGAACUAACGAACCAUGAGAUCAUGACCUGAGCCAAAGCCAGACACUUAACUAACUGAAUCACCCAGACGCCCCCAAAAAUAAAAUCUUUAAAAAAAGAAAAAGUUUUUAUUUCUUUGUUUAAAAACGUAUUGAGUAGUUUAAAUAGUGCUUGCCUGCUUCUUGUCAUAUAACUUACAAUAUGGAGCAAAUAUCUUUUGGGUGUUGUGGCUUCCAUCCUUUGUACUUUCAGGGUCAUGUAAUAUCUUUGAGAGUUCCUUUAAGAACCCUUCCUCUGGGACAUCUUCAUCCUUGUUGUCAUAAUCGCUUUCCUUAUUUAUGUUGAAAAGUUUGCCUGUACUAAUUUUCUCUGAUGUGUGUAACUCCCAUUUAUUUUCUUUCCAGGUUUUACUUCUAGCAUUAUCACUUUUCGUUUCUUUGCUUCAUUUUCGUCUUGUUGGCCAGCUCCCUCUCUUGAUUGUCCAUUUUGUAAAUGGGUUUAUCACUGGUAGAGUAGGAGGCAAUACAACUAUAUACUUUGCUGUUUGUGUGUGAACUGAAUAACGUGUCCAAUGACUCAUCACUAACAGACUUUGAAAGAAGUGAUGUGAUUGGUUACUGAUUGUGAUGUACAUCUGUUGUUUACAUGGUGAAUUGUGGACUAAGGAACUCGCAGUAAAGUUUAUAUUUUAUGCAACAACUCAGAGUUCAUAUACCAUGGUAAUUAAAAUUUGAAGUAUGUUGUUGGGGGACUGAUGUUAUUUAAUUAACUAAACUGUGGUAACUGAAAUUUGUGCAUAUUGGGAGUAUGCAAAACAAGUACUACCUGUGUAAAGAGCGUGUACGAAUGAAUACAAAUUUUUCUAAUGUUAGAUUAACUCCUUGCAGGCAGAUUUAUGUUAAUUGUAUUUGUUGUUACUGAAUUGUAGCUAUGGUUUACAGGGAGGAUCAGAUGAUGAGACUGGAUGUAUGUAAAAGUCCUUUGUUAACCACAACACAUAGAGAACAAAUGUGUGUUAUGGUAGGGCAACCAACAUAUACUGAAUAGUUCUAAUAUACCAGGCAGUAUUUUAGAUAUUUUACAUGUAUUAGAUACGUUAUUUGAUUAUUGUAGCAACCUCUGAAGUUUGGUGGCGUUUUAUACUAUCUCAUUUUAUAGAUGAAGAAACUGAGGUACAGAGCUAAUGUAAGUUUAGUAAUUAGCAUCAGAUCCAGGGUUCAAAGUUAGAUAUCUCUGGCUCCAAAUCCAUAUGUAUUUUACAACUCCCAUUUUUCAUGGUGGUUGUUGGGGAUCCUCCCAGAGGCCAUUUGAUAGUGACUAAAUUGAGAGUAAAACAUGAGGAAAGGAGCAUUUUAGCUAUAUUUUAUUUUGUUUGUGGGGCUUUAGGUGAUGAAAUUCAAGUUAAGUAUUUUGGCAAAAAUACUGUACCACUGUGUAUAUAUAUUGCAUUAUAUCAUGAGACGCCGUGUCAGGUUACCUCACUCCUGAUGAUGCUAGGUUUGACUCUGUUACAGUUAUGAUUGUCAGGUCUUUCCUGUAAAAAUGUAUUUUUUCCUUUGUAAUUGGAAAGUAAUUUGUGGUGUGGUACCUUGAGGUUCUUCAACAAUUUCACUGAUCAUCUAUUUAUUUUUAUUUUAUUUUAUUUUUAUUUUAUUUAUUUUUUAUUUUAUAUUUUUUUUACCAAUCAUAAAUUUAUUGUCUUUUCUCAGAUAUACUUUUAUCUUUACAGGUAACCAAAAAAAAUAUUUUUUAAAGAUUUUAUUUUUAAAUAAACUCUGCACCCAAAUAGGGCUCGAAUUCAUAACCCUGAGAUAAAGAGUUGCAUGCUCCACCAACUGAGCCAGGCAGGCACUCCAAAAAUUAUUAAAAAUUUAAAAAAUUAAAUAACGUAUUUUUUAUUGUAGGAAAGAAUUAGAUGAGCUCGGGAGAAAAGAUCCGAAGCACCAUUGAACUUCUUUUUAUUUUUUUUUUAUAACUUUGUAAUUCCUAAAUUAUUUUGGAAUCAUGUGUUCUAUGAAGUAUGUCAAAGGCACUGUUACUGUAUUUUAAUUGUUAACACACAAAUGCACAUUUGACCUGCUAAACUUUUGGAGUUUUCUUCUUAUUAAAAAAAUUUUUUUUAAAUGUUUAUUAUUUUUGAGAGAGAGCGCAUGAGUCGGGGAGGGGCAGAGAGAGACGGAGACACAGAAUCUGAAGCAGGCUCCAGUCUGAGCUGUCAGCACAGAGCCUGACAUGGGGCUCAGACUCCCGAACCGCAAGAUCAUGACCUGAGCCAAAGUCAGACCCUCAACCGACUAAGCCACCCAGGUGCCCUGGCUUUCUUUUUAAAUUUUUAUCAGUAAGCAAAAUAUAGCACUCAGUUGCAGAAACUCACGAGAAGGUAGAAUUUGAGCUCUGCUCGGUUGGUCUAGAUGUAGUGGCAAAGAAAAAAGAGUUCUACUUAUGGUUACUGGGUGGAUUGUGGUGACAGGAAUUCAGGAAUCAGGAUUAAGUAAUGGCUUCUCUGGAAACGGUGAGUCUUGAAUUGGUGAGGGAAGAGAGCCAAAGAAAUAAUAAUCUUAGAAAGGAAGACCGGAAAAGCACAAUAUAGAACUUAGUUGUCUUGACAUCGGACUGAAUUUCCUGAGACCCAGUGAGAAGGUAUCUUAAUGUUGGGGGCAAGAUGAAAGAGGGUGCGGUUGUCCCAACAUGGUGGGGGAGGAAAGCUAUAAUUGUUAGCUUUUAAGUUUUGAUGUUCUUUGUAAAGUAAGCCAUGAGGUCAUCAUUUGUAAGGAAAGAUGAUAGAAUGGGGAAUAGAGUUUGGGAAAGGAACUUGAAACAGCAUGUGUAGUAUGAACUGAUGCUACUAAAUACAAAAUGAGCAGUACCAAAACUGGAAGGAAAGUAACCAUUUACAUUUAUUUAUUUAUUUAUUUACUUACUCAUUUGCUAUAGAAAGCUCUUCAGUUUAUUAUUGGUUACAAACUAUAAUGCCAUGUUUUCCCUAUCACUUUAGUGGGUUUUAUCUAUUUAUUCCUUAAUCGGAGGAUAAGUGUUUUAUAAAAGUUCUCAAAGGUACUAGCUUUCUGGUCUCAUUUGGGAUCAUGUUAAUGAUUGAAACUCCUUGAUAACCUGGCUGAGGUCUAAAGUUAAUUUGUGGCACUAACAGUAAAGAUUUCCUGAGCCAGGUAAAAACAGCCAGAAACGCAAUGCAAGAUGGAAGUUGAAACAGAACUAAAAUUUAUGAAAGUGUCUGCCAUGUGAGUCUACAGUAUGUAAUCAACUUAAAAACAAUGCUAUUAUGAAAGAUUUGGUGUAUGAGAGUAGAAAUAAGCCUUGUGUGUAUUUCAUCCAGGCUUAACCAUAUCUCUUGUGCCAUCUUAGGAAAGGUCAGGUUAAAAAGAUAGGCCUUUCCCUGGAUUUCAGGAGUCAUUGAACCUAGCUAAAACUUAUUAAAGUAAGAAGGAAAGAGAAUUUCAGGGAUCAAGGGCUUACCCAGAGACUGAGUAAUUCCAUUACAUUAGACAUUCUUAUAGUAAGACUUCUGGCUGAAAUAGUGGUGAUGUAAAUCGACUUGAUACAUACAUUUUGAUUGAUUAAUGUAGAGUCUUUACUAGAUCAUAAUACUUGGUGUAAGUACUUGUUGCUGUCACUGUCAUUAAAGAAAAUGAUGGGGUAUUUUGGUAGGUGAACUCAAAUCAUAGAUUUUUUUUCCCUUUAUUAGAAACAAAUAAUCCAUGCCAUAAAGUGCAAUCCGCUGAAAUUGUCUAUUGUACUUCACCUAGAAUAAACCAAAAGAGCUGAGGUAUGGCCCUGUGGUAGGUACCUAACUCAGUACUACAGUUCUACUUAAAUCUCUUAAAACUUUCAAUAGGUUCAGGAUGCCACAGCCCUAUUCAGCUUUUCAAAAAGCCAUUCAAACACGGAUGUUCCUACUGCUUCCUUUAUUGAGGCAGACAGGUAAAUAAGAGAUUUUCUUUUGGAGCUCUUUAAGGGCAAAAGCUAAAAAGUGUUUUCUCUUUAUUCCUGAAUUAACUCAAUAUUCCUUUAGCAGGACUAUAUAUAACCAGUGUGUUAAGUUCCCUAUGGUAUGCUUUAGUGUCGUUUUGGAGUUCCUUCUGGGUCCCAACAUUUGUGUGACCUUAAACAGGAUACUUCUUAACCUCUCUGAGUCUCAGUUUACUCAUUUCUAAAUGGGGGUGGGGGGGCAAUAAUGAUACCUUUUUACGGUUGUUUGAGGAUUUAAUGGGAUAACGACUGUAGACUGCUUUGUGAACAAUGAACUUUUAAUAAAUGGUAUACAUUAUAAUUUUUAAAACUAAGUUAUAUAAUGAACUAGUUCUACAUAUUUCAAAUCUGACUGGUUUUUAAUUAUGCAAAUAAAAUAUGAAUGCAUUAUUGCAUAAAAUUAAAGUUGUACAGAUAAGGUUUUUUUUAAUGUUUAUUUUUGAGAAAGAGAGAGUGUGCGUGCGUGCGUGCUCGAGCGGGGGAGGGGCACAGAGAGAGGGAGACACAGAAUCCUAAGCGGGCUCCAGGAUCUGAGCGGUCAGCACAGAACCUGAUGCAGGGCUCGAACUCACAAACCGUGAGAUCAUGACCUGAGCGAAAGUCGGAUACUUAACUGACAGAGGCCCGAGUUUUACAGAGAAGGUUAAAGAGGCCCUUAACUCUCUAGCCCCAAUCCCUUCCCUGGAAGUAACUAUUUUAUCACUUCAUGUAUCCUCCCAUGUCUUUUUCUUUACACACAGUUUCUACUUCAUAGGUCAAGAAUUAAAAAGAUAGUGAUUUAGUAAUUUUGAAAAUAUUUACAAUUUCUGGUUAUUAGAAUAUGUAUUUUUAUAGACUCAGUAACAAAAUGAUAGCAAAAUUCAACAAUUUGUUACAUAGUGUCUGAUCUUGAGCCAAAUUGUAGAAUUCUUUAUAACCCUGGAAAGGUUUAGUCAAGGGGAAGAAGCCAGAAGAAAUAAACAUAGCUUAAGCCAUUUAGCUCAAAAAUAUACAUUUGCUUUUCCAGCCAAUAAAUAUAGGUCAGAACUUAGGAAAUUUACUGUCUUUCAGCUUAUCUUAAAUUCCACAACUAUGAGUCAAAGAUACUGUUUGUUAGUCUGACAAGUAAAAAAGUUUUCCUUUUCUCAAAAAUGGGAAAAUGUUGCCACUUUCUUUGGGGGCAAGGAAAGCGUUUGGGGGAGGAUAAUAGGAAAGUGUAAUUGAAGCUAUUCUUUUCAUAUCACUGAUCCUCAAGUAUACUUAAAUUAUUUUUGUAGUGACCUGUGGCAUUUUUGUUAGCAGUACGUACACCUUGGGAAGUAGAUUCCAGCCCGCUUAGGGAAGGAGAUUGAUCUUGAAGUGAUGUUACUCGUUCUCCUAAAGCCACUUGUUUGGACAGAAUUUUCUUUUUAAGUAAGGGAAGGUCAAGAGGAAGAGGCUGUAGUUAAUUUGGGAGCAGGGAUCUAAGAGUUGGAGAAUACGGAUUUGACAUGAUCUCUCUUCUGUGGAGAAUUAGAGGUAAGUUGGACAGAAUUAUGUGGAGAGGGGUUAGUGGACGAAGGAAAAUACCAAUUUAGAGUGGUGUUAUUUCUAAUCACUUUGGGAGAGUGAUGGUGGAGAGUGGAGCAAAAGACUCAGCUCCUCUUCUUUCACUCUCAUCUUAGACUGAACCUGGCAAUGAAGGUCAAAGAAAAGAACUCCCAUCCCGGUAUGUGUGUGACGUGGUGUAGUAAAGUUCCUUUUGCCCAGAAUAGAGAUGUGAUAACUUUUUUUGUUUGUAGGGUGUCAUGCGGGAUACCAGAGUAGGGACUGAAGUUAGUUUGAAAGUUAUACCUUGAUAAAUAGUUGUUGUUUACCUGAUUAUCAUAUGAAAAUAUAGAACAUUUCCAGCCUAUGUUGCCUUGGGAGAUUCAUAUACAUAUAUUAAUCACUUUAUUGGUAGCUCAUUUUCCAAGCUUUGCUUUUGUUGCUUUUUCCAAGAGUUAGAUCGUCCUGUCCAGUGUAGUAAGCCACUAGUUACAUGUGGCUGUUGAGCAUAUGAAAUGUGACUCAUCUAAAUUGAGACGAGAGUAUAAAAUACACACUGAAUUUUGAAGACUUAGUAUGGGAAAAGAAUGUAAAUUAUCCCUGUAAUUUUUUCAUAAUGAUAACAUAUUGAAAUGCUAUUAUGUAUUACAUAUGAAUAGAUUGAAUGGUUUAAAUAAAACAUAUUAAAAUUAAUAUCACCUUUGGGCUGCCUGGGUGGCUCAGUUGGUUAAGCAUCCAACUUCAGCUCAGGUCAUGACCUCACAGUUUGUGAGUUUGAGCCCCGCUUUGGGCUCUGUGCUGACAGCUCAGUGCCUGGAGCCUGCUUCCGAUUCUGUCCCCUCUCUUUCUGCCCCUCCCCUGCUCAUACUCUGUCUCUCUCUCUCUCUCUCAAAAAUAAAUAAAGCAUUAAAAAAACAUUACAAAUUAAUAUCACCUUUAAAAAAUACAGCUACUUGGGGCGCCUGGGUGGCUUGGUCGGUUAAGCGUCCGACUUCGGUUCGGGUCAUGAUCUCAACGGUCCGUGAGUUCGAGCCCCGCAUCGGGCUCUGUGCUGACAGCUCAGAGCCUGGAGCCUGUUUCGGAUUCUGUGUCUCCCUCUCUCUCUGCCCCUCCCCUGUUCAUGCUCUGUCUCAAAAAUAAAUAAACGUUAAAAAAAAAAAAUUUUUUUUUUAAUGCAGCUACUAGAAAAAAUUGUACAUGUAGCUGACAUUAUGUUUCUUUUGGGCUCUGCUGGUCUACAACAACCUGCAUUAGGGAUAAGUAAUUUUUUUCUUGCUGUAAAAUUUCAUAUGGGUGGUUCUAGAGAUGUUAUGUGAUUUUAGUUCCAUAAAAAUGCUUCAGGGGUCAUUUAACUUGUAUAGUCAGAUAUUUUUCCCCUUUGGGGGAAAUUUUUUUUUUUUUCAAGUUUUUAUUUAAAUUCCAGUUAGUAGUUAACAUACAGUGUAGGGGUGCCUGGGUGGCUUAGUUUGUUGAGUGUCCAACUCUAUCUGACUCUUGAUUUUGGCUCAGGUCAUGAUCUCAGGGUCAUGGGAUUGAGACCCGCGUCAGACUCUGCACUGAACAUGGAGCCUGCUUAAGAUUCUCUCCCUCUGCCCCUCUCCCCACCUCCCCCAGGGUGCUCUCUUUCUAAAAUAAAUAACACCAAACAUACAGUGUAAUACUGGUUUUAGGAGUAGAAGUUAGUGAUUCAACACUUACAUACAACAACACCUGGUAGUCAUCACAAGUGCCCUUCUUAAUACUCAUCGUUCAUUUAACCCAUGCCUCUGCCUAGGAGGAGAAUUUAAAUUUAGUUUUAUCUAAAUCAGUGGGAAUAUAGGCUUACAGUGUCAAAUUGUGUGUGUUUUGUGUUAUGUGCAUGCACGUAUGUGUUAUUUUCCAGGAAUUCCUAUUCUAGUGAUCAUGGUGCAUCUUAUACCCAUGGGCCUUAUACCCAUCACAAGGCCCGGGUCCUACCAGUCUUCCUACCUGAUUAAGCCUGUCCUUGGAAGAGUGAUGCUUUUCGGUCCCAGAAAAGAAUCCUGGAACCAGCGUGGUACCAUGCGACGACGCUAUGAAGAUGAUGGCAUUUCAGAUGAUGAAAUUGAAGGGAAAAGAACUUUUGACUUGGAAGAGAAACUCCACACCAACAAAUAUAAUGCAAAUUUUGUUACUUUUAUGGAAGGAAAAGAUUUUAAUGUAGAGUAUAUUCAGCGGGGUGGCUUAAGAGACCCUCUGAUUUUCAAGAAUUCGGAUGGACUUGGAAUAAAGAUGCCAGAUCCAGACUUCACUGUGAAUGAUGUCAAAAUGUGUGUGGGGAGUCGUCGCAUGGUGGAUGUCAUGGACGUGAACACACAGAAAGGCAUUGAAAUGACCAUGGCUCAGUGGACACGCUACUAUGAGACCCCAGAGGAGGAGCGAGAAAAACUCUAUAAUGUCAUCAGCCUAGAGUUCAGCCACACCAGGCUGGAGAAUAUGGUGCAGAGGCCCUCCACGGUGGAUUUCAUUGACUGGGUAGACAACAUGUGGCCGAGGCAUUUGAAGGAAAGUCAGACUGAAUCAACAAAUGCCAUCUUGGAGAUGCAGUACCCCAAAGUGCAGAAGUACUGUCUGAUGAGUGUUCGAGGCUGCUAUACUGACUUCCAUGUGGACUUUGGUGGUACCUCUGUUUGGUAUCACAUCCAUCAAGGGGGAAAGGUCUUCUGGCUCAUCCCCCCUACAGCCCACAACCUGGAGCUGUACGAGAAUUGGCUGCUGUCAGGGAAACAGGGAGACAUCUUUCUGGGUGACCGGGUAUCAGAUUGUCAGCGCAUUGAGCUCAAGCAGGGCUAUACCUUCGUCAUUCCCUCAGGCUGGAUUCAUGCUGUGUAUACUCCUACAGACACAUUAGUCUUUGGAGGCAAUUUUUUGCAUAGUUUCAAUAUCCCCAUGCAAUUAAAAAUAUACAACAUUGAAGAUCGGACACGGGUUCCAAAUAAGUUCCGCUAUCCAUUCUACUAUGAGAUGUGUUGGUACGUGUUGGAGCGCUACGUGUACUGCAUAACCAACCGCUCCCACCUAACUAAGGAAUUUCAAAAAGAGUCCCUCAGUAUGGAUUUGGAGUUAAAUGGGUUGGAAUCUGGAAAUGGGGAUGAGGAAGCAGUGGAUCGAGAACCAAGGCGCCUGAGCAGUAGGCGCUCUGUCCUCACUAGCCCCGUAGCCAACGGGGUCAACCUGGACUAUGACGGACUGGGCAAAACCUGCCGAAGUCUUCCAAGUCUGAAGAAAAGUUUGUCGGGGGACUCAUCCUCUGACUCUAGCCGGGGCUCCCACAAUGGCCAAGUGUGGGAUCCCCAGUGUAGCCCCCGAAAGGACAGGCAGGUGCAUCUGACCCAUUUUGAGCUUGAAGGCCUUCGCUGUCUUGUAGAUAAGUUGGAGUCUCUGCCACUGCACAAGAAAUGCGUCCCCACAGGGAUAGAAGAUGAAGAUGCUCUUAUUGCCGACGUAAAGAUUUUGCUGGAGGAGCUUGCCAACAGCGAUCCCAAGUUAGCCCUCACUGGAGUCCCUAUAGUACAGUGGCCAAAAAGGGAUAAGCUUAAAUUCCCCACCCGGCCAAAGGUGCGGGUUCCUACCAUCCCCAUCACAAAGCCUCACACUAUGAAACCAGCUCCUCGGUUAACACCUGUGAGGCCGGCCGCUGCCUCCCCCAUAGUGUCAGGAGCCCGGCGGAGACGAGUGCGCUGUCGAAAAUGCAAAGCCUGUGUGCAAGGAGAGUGUGGUGUCUGCCACUACUGCAGGGACAUGAAGAAGUUCGGGGGGCCUGGUCGCAUGAAGCAGUCGUGUGUCCUUCGGCAGUGCUUGGCACCCAGACUGCCUCACUCAGUCACAUGUUCCCUCUGUGGAGAGGUGGAUCAAAAUGAGGAGACACAGGACUUCGAGAAGAAACUUAUGGAAUGCUGUAUCUGCAACGAGAUUGUUCAUCCUGGCUGCCUCCAGAUGGAUGGAGAGGGGUUGCUUAAUGAGGAAUUGCCAAAUUGCUGGGAGUGUCCAAAGUGCUACCAGGAGGACAACUCAGAGAAAGCCCAGAAGCGGAAAAUGGAAGAGAGCGAUGAAGAAUCCGUGCAAGCCAAAGUCCUGCGGCCCCUGCGGAGCUGCGACGAGCCCCUCACGCCCCCGCCUCACUCACCCACUUCUAUGCUACAGCUCAUCCAUGACCCGGUUUCCCCUCGGGGUAUGGUGACUCGGUCAUCCCCUGGGGCUGGCCCCAGCGACCACCACAGUGCCAGCCGGGAUGAGCGCUUCAAACGGCGGCAGUUGCUGCGGCUGCAGGCCACAGAGCGCACCAUGGUACGGGAAAAGGAGAACAAUCCCAGCGGCAAAAAGGAGCUGUCUGAAGUUGAGAAAGCCAAGAUCCGGGGAUCGUACCUCACUGUCACGCUACAGAGGCCCACCAAAGAGCUCCACGGGACAUCCAUUGUGCCCAAGCUGCAGGCCAUCACGGCCUCCUCUGCCAACCUUCGCCAUUCCCCCCGCGUGCUAGUACAGCACUGCCCAGCCCGAACCCCCCAGCGUGGGGAUGAGGAGGGGCUGGGGGGAGAGGAGGAGGAAGAGGAGGAGGAGGAGGAGGAAGAUGACAGUGCAGAGGAGGGGGGUGCAGCCAGGCUGAAUGGCCGGGGCAGUUGGGCUCAGGAUGGAGACGAAAGCUGGAUGCAGCGGGAGGUCUGGAUGUCUGUCUUCCGCUACCUCAGCCGCAGAGAACUUUGUGAAUGUAUGCGAGUGUGCAAGACGUGGUAUAAAUGGUGCUGCGACAAGAGACUUUGGACAAAAAUUGACUUGAGUAGGUGUAAGGCUAUUGUACCCCAGGCCCUCAGUGGCAUCAUCAAGAGGCAACCAGUUAGCCUGGACCUCAGUUGGACCAACAUCUCCAAAAAACAACUGACGUGGCUCGUCAAUAGACUGCCAGGACUGAAAGACCUCCUCCUAGCGGGCUGUUCCUGGUCUGCAGUCUCUGCCCUCAGCACCUCCAGCUGCCCCCUUCUCAGGACCCUUGAUCUUCGGUGGGCAGUGGGAAUCAAGGACCCUCAAAUUCGGGACUUGCUGACUCCACCGGCUGAUAAACCAGGUCAGGACAAUCGCAGCAAGCUCCGGAACAUGACUGACUUCCGGCUGGCAGGCCUUGACAUCACAGACGCCACACUUCGCCUCAUCAUUCGCCACAUGCCCCUCCUUUCUCGACUCGACCUCAGUCACUGCAGCCACCUGACAGAUCAGUCCUCCAAUCUGCUCACCGCUGUCGGGUCUUCCACUCGCUACUCCCUCACAGAGCUCAACAUGGCAGGUUGCAAUAAAUUGACAGACCAGACCCUGAUCUACCUACGGCGCAUCGCCAAUGUCACCUUGAUUGACCUUCGAGGAUGUAAGCAGAUCACUCGAAAAGCCUGCGAGCACUUCAUCUCAGACUUGUCCAUCAACAGUCUCUACUGCCUGUCUGACGAGAAGCUGAUACAGAAGAUCAGCUAAAACACACACAGCCCAGACUGAACAGGAAACCGAUCUUCCCCUGACUCCCCAGCCAGGAGAGCCUCUCUCCCCGACCCUGCACGGGCUCUGAGGCCAGCGUCACACUCCCUCUCUGCUCUCCUGUCCCUUGAGCCCUUUCCCUACAGGCUGGGCAGAGAGGGUGGUAGACACCAGGCUUACCUGCCUGCUCCUCUCCCUCCUAAGGAGAAAGGAGUAGCAAGCAAAUUGAUCCGAAUCCGAGGGGAAAGCACAGGCUCUGUGCUGUCAAGGUGCCUGCUCGCUUGCUCGCCUGCCCGCCCGCCCGCUCACUCACCGGCCAGGAGGCCAGGCUCUCAGUUUGGGGUGUCUGUGCAGCCGUCAUCUGUGCUGGGCCCUGGGGUCCUUCUCCCCAUCCGUGGUCCCCAGCCGUGCCUGGUUCUGAGCAAAUUUCCAGGGAAGAAAGCGGCCCUGUCUCCAUGGCCAGGUUCUCCUUGUGGUGUCCAGUGCGUGUCUCUCCUCUACCACACUCUCCCCGCGUAUGCAGGAGGGGCCGGCAGCAGCCCCGGGAAGGCUAGACCCGUGCCGAUCAUACUGGUGCUGUUGAGGUGUCUAAAACCUCUCAUCCGUGUCCACGCUCUCCCCCUCCCUGUAGCUUGAUCCUGUCCGAUGCUCGUGGUGGUUCACGUAAUGAGGUUACCCCACCCCAGACUUGCCCGCUAGUCUCUACGAGGUCCUUGUUGCACUUAUUGGGGUUGAAGCUCUUCAGAGGAGCCGGAACUGUGUACCCCAGGGACACCCCCAUUUUAUUGCUUCCUAGGCAGAUUCUGAGACAGGCACCAUCUCCUUGUUCCCCUCCCUCGUUAGCCUCCCACUGCCCUUUCCACAUGUUCCUCCUUCCUGCCUGGACAGGACUUUCCCAGGAUGCGUGUCCUCAGAGGGAGCAGCCGAUAUCCCCCGGCUGGGGAGAGCAGAGAGCUGGGCUCGGUCCCACCUGCCUCCCAGCAGGCUCUGGGUCUCCAGUGGGUGUAGCCCCCAGAGCCCAGGCCUGUGUUUAGCCCCAGUGGCUCACUGAUCUGGCACCUUGUGGGGGGGAGGGGGGUCCUGCUUUGAAGCCAGUCACCUGCCCUCUGCCUGCAGCCGUGGAAGGGGGUGUGCAUGUGCCUCUGUGUGUGUGGCUGAGUGUAUUACACGUGUGUGUGGAGGGAGGGAGGGAGGGGAGCAUGGUGUCUCCCACCCCACCGCCCUGUGUUGAGCCCCAUCAGCUGCCCCCUUUUACUUUGCAUUGAACGGCCUGUCCAAAGAUCCUCUCUCUAGGGCAGCAGAGAGCUUUUUGCACUUUAAAAAAAAAAAAAAGGAAAGAAAGGUCGGAAUUUCUUUUGGGUCAAUAUUUAAGUGUGUGAGGAGAUGCUCAAUAGCAGCAGCCUGUGGCAAGAGCUUAUAAAGGACGGAUGCGGAUUUGCACUCUGCUCCCCACCUGUGAGGAUAGCGAUAGCACAACCUUGCCCCGCCUUCUCGUCCUCCGGCCCCUCCCUUCCUGGCCCCUUUCCUGCAGCCCAGCCUCAGGCUCGCCUCCUCCCAAAACCCUCCGGGGGGAGGAAACCCUACAGGGGAGGGGGAGGGGACGGAGCCCAGGCCCCGGGGGUCUGAAACGUGAGCCACCUUGAGGAGAGACGCCAACUGCACACUCGCCACUUCCAAAGCAAUAGAGGCAGAGGGGCCCCCUCUUUGCCACCUAGCCCAGCUUUGACCCUGGCAUUGACUGGCCUCCUGAGAGAAAACUGGGUCCUGGUAAGGGGUGGCAUUGUGUCUGUUUCUUCCAAUCUGCUGAUUCUCUUGGCUGCUCCUUAAAAGCAGCAGUCUGCUCCCACGACCCUCUGCCCCUUCCAUCGGUCUCCAGGCCCCAGUAACCUGGGGCUGAAACUUUGAGGAAAUGCCAGUGACUUAUUCCAGAGUGCCUCAGUUAGGGGAACUUCUCUGUAAAGAACCCUGGGUAUUGAGCAAAAACCUUAUUAAUAUUAUUGUUAAUGACCUAUAAUUGGAAGCUUCCUGCCUUUUUUUGGUUGCUCCUGUGGAAAGUACUGAAAAGAUUGUUUUGUUUUGUUGUCUUUUUAUAAAAGGGGAGGUGGAGAGACCCCCUCAGAGCAGGGAUUGUGCCGGGAGAGUGCCUCUGACUUUGGGACAUUUCAUCCACAGAAAUUUCCAAGCUGAUGGUUUGGGUUUUUUGGGGUUUUGGUUUUAAUUUUGGUUUGUUUUUGGUUUGGAAAAACAAGCAUUUUUACCGUGCACGUAAAUUGGUCAGCAGGAAAGGGAGCCCAGGAGUGGCAGCAGUUGGACCUAUGCCCUUGCCGGGUUUCCUUUAUCUCUGGGACUGGAAGGGGGGAAACGGUUUUUAGAGGUGAGGGUUGGUCCGUGUGGAGGACAGAAAUGUCUCUGGGGACAGAGGAUCCCGGGAGUCCCAUCGCAUUUCCUGCAAUCUGCUCUGAGAUGUGGCCUUGCCAGGAGAGCCUGCCCUCCUCAGACCGCAGGGCCAGACACCCCGCCUCCAUCUUUCCGAGCACCGGGGCGAAAAACCACAAAGGAAAGGAAGAAAAUUUAUAUAUAUAUAAUAUAAAAUCACUUGGUGAUUAAAAAAAUAACUGCUCCAUAAAUAAAACUCCUAAAGUCA